AUGGCAUUUGAUCGAUAUUCGGCCAUCUGUAACCCCUUACGUUAUACAUCUAUAAUGGACCUGAAGUGUUGUCUGUCUCUGGCAGCUUUGUCCUGGUCUUUGACCCUGCUGGUAAUAUCUGUGAAAAUCACUAAUGUAUCUCUUUUACAGUUUUGUGGACCAAAUGUUAUUCACCAUUUCUUCUGUGAUCUUUUUCCUCUCUUACAGCUUUCAUGUUCAGACACCUCUAUAUUUCAAAUGCAAAUUACAAUUAUCGUCAUAACAUUGGUCAUUACACCAUUAAUUCUCAUAGUUACAUCAUAUACUUGUAUUAUUUCCUCCAUAUUAAAGAUCCAGUCACUUACCAGGAGACUUAAAGUUUUCUCCACAUGCAGCUCCCACCUGACUGUAGUUUGCAUAUUUUAUGGGACAUUAUGUGGUAUCUACAUACUUCCUAACAAAGGACAAGCAUUCAGUAUCAGUACGGCCUUUUCCCUCUUUUACGCAGUGGUAACUCCCUUAUUAAACCCCAUAGUAUACUGCCUCCGAAAUAAGGAGCUAAAUACAGCAUUUAAAACAACCAUUCAACGAAUAUCAAUUUGCACUGAGCAUAGAUAG
Messenger RNA from Bufo bufo (common toad), 597 nucleotides. RefSeq names its product olfactory receptor 1468-like. The coding region runs from base 1 to 597 and encodes 198 amino acids. Gene Ontology annotation, molecular function: olfactory receptor activity. Gene Ontology annotation, cellular component: membrane. Gene Ontology annotation, biological process: G protein-coupled receptor signaling pathway. The record is from RefSeq and is a predicted model, not a curated record. The transcript has a single exon. NCBI's taxonomy places the organism in Eukaryota, Metazoa, Chordata, Amphibia, Anura, Bufonidae.